AUGGCACCGCAGCAACUCCCCGAAGCUCCCGCUCCUCGGAAACCUCCACCAGUGGGCUCAGCCUUCCACAAAUCCAUCCAGUCACUCUCCCUCCGCUACGGCCCCCUCAUGCUUCUCCACUUCGGCAAGGUCCCCGUCCUCAUCGCCUCCUCAGCUGAGGAGGCGGCGCGUGAGAUCAUGAAACACCAGGACUUAAUCUUCUUAAACUGGCCCCAGCUCAGCAUCAUCGCGAGCCGGCUGUUCUACAACAACCGGGGCGUGGUGUUCGCGCCGUAUGGAGAGUACUGGCGGCAGAACCGCAGCAUAUGCGUGAUUCAUCUGCUGAGCAGCAAAAGGGUUCAGUCCUAUCGCCGCGUGAGGGAGGAAGAGACUUCCCUCUUGGUCAAAAAGAUCAGAAAAUUGGGUGCUUCUUCAAAGCCUGUGAACUUGAACGGCCUCAUUCAGUCUCUGACGAAUGAUGUGAUUAGUAGGGUGGCGAUGGGGAAGAAGUAUGGUUUGGGGAGUGAUACGAGGGAGAUUUAUGAGGAUCUUGGGUUGUUGUUGUCGAUUGUACCUCUGUGGGAGUACAUUCCGUGUUUGAAUUGGACUAGAAGGUUUGAUGGUUUGGAUAAGAGAGUAGAUAGAGUGGCUAAGGAGAUGGAUGGAUAA
This is a messenger RNA of Salvia splendens (bonfire salvia), 648 nucleotides long. RefSeq names its product cytochrome P450 71A6. The record is from RefSeq and is a predicted model, not a curated record. Bases 1 to 648 code for a protein of 215 amino acids. NCBI's taxonomy places the organism in Eukaryota, Viridiplantae, Streptophyta, Magnoliopsida, Lamiales, Lamiaceae. Gene Ontology annotation, molecular function: iron ion binding; oxidoreductase activity, acting on paired donors, with incorporation or reduction of molecular oxygen; monooxygenase activity. The transcript has 2 exons.